Molecule: messenger RNA, 869 nt
Organism: Aureobasidium uvarum
Lineage: Eukaryota; Fungi; Ascomycota; Dothideomycetes; Dothideales; Saccotheciaceae
Source: the annotation of a GenBank genome assembly
CAACGACUCUGCAAAAGAACGUCGAUAGCGCAGACUGGAUCGUCGAUUUGCUUCCAGAAUGGCAACCAUACAUCUUCAUGGCCGAUGCAGCCGUCGACGAUGCUCCUGUGUUGUCAAGCCAGCAUGCAAGGAAGAUUCCCUUAGCUUUUAACAGGGGAAGAGAAGCAGCAUCGUAUCUUAGUUACAUCAUUACGCACUACUACUCUCUGCCGGAAUAUAUGGUUUUUGUGCAUGGAGACAGANUGUACGAUACUUUACCAUUGAUUCAAAAGCUCGACCUUGAUUACGUCGACCUAGAAGGCUUUGUCAAUCUACGAUGCAACUGGAAACAUUGCCCAGAGCCCUACAUUGUUCCUCAGCGCGACCACGAGGAUAGCAUCUGGGAAGCACAUGGAGAGUAUGCCAAAGCCUGGGAAUUCAUCUUUCCUAACGAGACACUUCCAGAGAAGGUGGCAGCACCAUGUUGUGCCCAGUUCGCCGUAAACCGUCGGACGAUACACCAAUGGCCGGUAGCACAGUACGAACGCAUCCGAGCUUGGAUAUGGUCAAGAGAAGGAGAUCUCGCAAGCAUGAAGUCGGGUAUCAUCUUGGAAUACAUGUGGCAUAUUCUGUUUGGAAAGCCAGCAUACUGGUGCGCGCCUGUCAAGGCAUGCUAUUGUGGGACCUGGAAUAUGUGUCACUUGGAUUGUGAUGAAGAGAAAGGGUGGUGUAACGGAAGGAUCUGGACAGCCAACCCACCAGCCAGUAUGCCGGUAUGUACAUCCAUGAUGUUGAGACAGGGAGAGUCACUGAAGUCGAGCAGAGCAACUGGCCGAAAGAAGGUCAAGNAUGGCAAGAUAUGGCCAAUCGAGGGCUGGGAGAAGGGUCUC